Messenger RNA from Sycon ciliatum, 1126 nucleotides. RefSeq names its product ras-related protein Ral-A-like. The record is from RefSeq and is a predicted model, not a curated record. The coding region runs from base 51 to 629 and encodes 192 amino acids. NCBI's taxonomy places the organism in Eukaryota, Metazoa, Porifera, Calcarea, Leucosolenida, Sycettidae. Gene Ontology annotation, molecular function: GTPase activity; GDP binding; GTP binding. The transcript has 2 exons. Gene Ontology annotation, biological process: Ras protein signal transduction. Gene Ontology annotation, cellular component: plasma membrane.
UGUGCCGGGGAGUCUCGAGCAACGCCCAGGCUCCCUGGACCUCUGUCACCAUGGCUCUCCACAAAGUAAUUAUGGUCGGUGGAGGUGGUGUAGGCAAGUCAGCGUUGACAUUGCAGUUUAUGUACGAUGAGUUCGUGUCGGAUUACGAACCCACAAAGGCCGACAGCUACAGGAAACAAGUAGUGUUGGAUGGAACAGAAAACAACAUUGAUAUCUUGGAUACUGCCGGACAGGAAGACUACGCCGCAAUCCGUGAUAAUUACUUUCGCAGUGGAGAAGGGUUUCUCUGCGUCUUCUCCAUUGUGGAGAGCGAGUCCUUUCAAGCCACAUCCGACUUCAGGGACCAGAUUUUGAGGGUGAAACAGGACGACCGCGUUCCGUUCCUGCUUGUGGGGAAUAAGUGUGACUUGGAAGAUAAGCGCCAGGUGUCCACGGCGGACGCGCAGGAGAGAGCGUCGCAGUGGGGUGUGCCCUACGUUGAGACGUCGGCUAAGACCAAGCAGAACGUGGACAAAGUCUUCUACGACCUCAUGCGUGAAAUUAGAAAUCGCAAGGCAGCAGACGGCGGGAAUGGGGCUGAUCCGAAGAGCAAAAAGGGAAAGAAGAAGGGAGGCUGCAUAAUACUGUGAAUCCUAGACGUGUCAAGAAUUAGUGGUGAGAGCAGUGCGUGCAUCUUCAGUCACUGAUGGGUGCGGAGGAACGGGAUUGGAACUGCCAUGUGGGUGCUGCGUGCAGUGCCCAGCACAACUGUGCGAAGAACUUUUUUUUUAGUGUGCAACCGAUUGCACAGUCAUAAUCAUUGCGUAUCUUUUGUAAUGAGGUUUGCUACACCAUUACUACUUCAAAAUAGAUUUGUCAUUUCUACCCAAGUUCCAAGUCAUACCGGUAGUUGUUUCUGUUCAGUUCCAGGCUAAGUGGUAUGCAUAUUGUAGAUCGUGUUAGCGUAAUGAGUUGCAUAUGUCACAAUCCAUAGGUUAACGAGCUUACAGGCAUAUCCCCCCCCCCCCCCUUGCACAAUCACACACAUUGGACAUUGAAGCCCUAACGAAAUCCAAUCCUGAGCUUUGCCGAAGGCGUGUUAUUACGACUGUCACAUAGUGGCUUGGUACGUCUGACGAGAGAGAGA